Molecule: messenger RNA, 2392 nt
Organism: Drosophila virilis
Lineage: Eukaryota; Metazoa; Arthropoda; Insecta; Diptera; Drosophilidae
Gene: Bdp1
Product: transcription factor TFIIIB component B'' homolog Bdp1
Biological process (GO): RNA polymerase III preinitiation complex assembly
Cellular component (GO): transcription factor TFIIIB complex
Molecular function (GO): TFIIIC-class transcription factor complex binding
Source: RefSeq, a predicted model, not a curated record
UGUGCAACACUGUUCUUCCGAAACUCGUGCUCUUGCACACUUGUGAAUGUUAUUGUUACAGCUACUUCGCAUGCAAUUUGUUUUGCUAAGUAAAUGCGUUAAAUAUAAUUAAGAAGUCACGCCAUGUCCACGCGACGGCAACGCAUUAAGGCCACUGCCAAUCUAACUCAAAUCAAGCGCAAACCGCGCAGAGGCGAAACAGAUCCGGAACCACAAGCUGAGCCCGAACCCCUCCCAACCGCUCUCGCUAAGCAGGAGCAUCUAGAUGAAGAUGCAGCUGAAGUUGCUUUUAAAAUGCCCGCUGCCAGUAGCGCAGGCCAGUUGGAUGAUGUGUUUCAUUCAGAUCUGGAGGAUAAUGUCAUUCAAAUGGAUUUGCAGAAGAGUUCGAGUGGAUUCCCCAUGUCACCCAGUAAGGCGCAGGCACGCCAGCGGUUGCGACCCACUCCUGUUUUUGGGCAACGACGCAACAGCUUUGUGGGUUCGCCUCUGGCGGCCGAUUUGGAGGGUGACUAUCAGUCGCCUGGCACGCCAACAAGACGAGAGCGUUACCUAAGCGGAUCAUCAGUGAGUGGCGGGAGCGGAACGCCGCAACAGGUACAGGCAUCGCCCAAAUACUUUCCAGCUGGUGUUAUGAGUCCAGGCAUGGGGCGCAUACGCACCGAGUCGAGCUGUUCUGUUUACUCCGACAGUGGCGGAGGCGGCGCUAAACCGCGCAAAGGAGAGGGGGAUAAGGCACAAACUCAGGCGCAGCAGCGCGUUAAUGCAAAGCGAGAUUUCGAGACGCGCUUUAACAAGGGCAUACCCGAUAAGUCGACAUUCAAAAUGUUUGACAUGAUCUUUUAUAAUCCCGAGAGCAAUCCAAUGGAGCAAAAGCCUGUGGUGACGACCAUCAAGGCGGAGGCUAGUGGCAGCUCCAGCGUCAGCGAUAUCUCAGAUGAGUCUAAACCCACCUCGGCUGAGCUGCUGGAGACCAAAACUGAACCAUCAGCAAAUGCAGCAAUGCCGGUGCCACAACUAAAACUUGAUGCUAAUGGGGAGAUGAUAAUAGACGAGAAAACUCUGGAGAUUGAAACCACCGCCGAGGUGGAAGCGCGCAAAGUUUUGGCAAACUCGUCGCUGAUUCUCAUGGAUGAAACAACUGGAGACAAUGGAUUUUACAAGCGGCAUAAGCGUACGCCCACCUGGACAUCGGAUGAUACGGUGCGCUUCUAUCGAAGUCUACAAAUCAUUGGCACCGAUUUCUCCCUGAUGUGCCAAAUGUUUCCUAAGCGCACUCGACGUGAUCUUAAGCUCAAGUACAAGCGCGAGGAGCGCAUAAAUGGGCAGCUAAUUAAUAAGGCGCUGCUUUAUCCAAAGGCAUUCAAUAUUCAGGAGCUGAAAGAUCAACUCGAGCAGGAGGAUCGCGAGCGAGCUGAGGCAGAUCGCGAGUGGCAGGAAAUCGUUACAGCUCAAGCGGAAAAUACCAAAAAGCGCUCGAAGUCGCAACACAGCAAAGCGGCACGCACCCUCAGCGAUGGGGAUCUAGUGUACGAGAACGAGCACGUGACCAAGCAAAAACUGGGCAAGCAUGCGCUGGCCAAGCGCCGUGCAGCGUUAGAUAGCCAAAAUGGAGCGGAAGCACCAAAGCGCAAGCGUCGGCCCCUAAAACAGCAACUUGAACAGGAUCAGGCGCAGCUGCGAAACGUCAAGCAGAAAUUGCAGCAAAAGUUGCAGCAGAAGGUGCAGCAGCAACAGAAAGAGCAGUUGGAGACGCAACAACCAGUUCCCGUGCACAUUUUACGAGUGUUUCCUCCUGCUAUUAAAAAAGAAAAGGAAAUGGAUACGGAACAAAUAAGCAGUGAUCCUUUGAUCGAGACCAAGGCUGAGCAGUUGCAGCAGGAGCUUAACUCUUUGUUGGACGAGGGACAGAAUGAGAUCAACGACAAGUCCGGGUUGCGCGACCUGGACGAUGGUGCGCAUAACUAUGUAAGCGACGUGGACACGGUCACAGAUAGCGAGACGGUUUAUACUCCAGAGACGGACACAACAUAUAUAGUUGAUUUUAUUUCGGAGACACCUCUGUUAGAAAGUCCCAACACGGAGAGUGUAAGCGAGCACGAUAUUGAACAAAUACUGGCCGAACUGUCGGAAGGCUCAAUGGUGUUGGUGUCCUCGUUGGAUGCAGAGCAGGAGGAUCGCGUUAUUAAUGAGAUAUACAUGUACGACCAACAAACGGGGGAGCUGUGUGAGCAUCCACUGAAAAUACCUGAGCAUAUUGUUCAGUGUAUAUUGAAUGUUAUGAGCUAGGCUAAAGUUUAUUAUAUACCUAAUGUUAAUUCGCUAGUUUUUAAUUUCUUGGUAUUUGUUGAUAUAUAACUUAUUCAAAUCAAUAAAACUAAAUAGUCACACAGUC